Chaetomium fimeti is the source of this 1147-nucleotide messenger RNA. RefSeq lists its product as uncharacterized. NCBI's taxonomy places the organism in Eukaryota, Fungi, Ascomycota, Sordariomycetes, Sordariales, Chaetomiaceae. The transcript is spliced from 2 exons. The record is from RefSeq and is a predicted model, not a curated record. The coding region runs from base 336 to 971 and encodes 211 amino acids.
UAGCGAGCCAAGAGGUCCGUGAGGUGCGCAGGCGGUUUUGCGAGGCGUACUGUGUACACGUACAGAUCCGGUUGGUGAUAACCCGUUUUGGAGCCUCGUCCGGCGCCGUUUUCUUCCCUGAUGCGGACGUCGUUGCGGAGUUGUCUGCAAAAUACCUAUUUUCAGGGCCCCGUCUUCACCGCGAAGCGCCGGCGAGGUCCACCAACCCCUCUCAUCUCCAAGGCUAGCGUGCCCUUCUUUUUGCCCCCGCGCCUCGCUACGAGUGCCAAUUUCGUACCCUUGGACCGGACGCAUCUUGUCGUCAGAGGCGGUCUCUGUCAUGCACAAGUCAGCCGAUGAGCAGCAUGUGCUCUCCAUCGAGGAGACUUUCAAUGCUUGCCCUGUCACGUCACCAACCAAAAAAUGUGGUGUUGACAUCCUGGGACCGAUGUGUCCAAAUCGGGCCUGCCGUUACACUAAAGGCUUGUGGCAUGCGGCUAGUCUGGAACCUUUCACAAACACCCAAAGUCCAAGUGUCUAACCAACUCCGUACCUCCGAAACCCUCCCGUUAACACCGAGUGGUCCCGGGCCGUCAGCACCGGAUCGGAAUGCUGCCGAUCCACCCCCUCCUCGCUCCCCUCUCCCCGGUCAGGCUAACAUUAGUGCGGUGGGUCACGAAAGAAAGAACGGGAGCGUCCCGCGGCUUUCAUCUGAUCUCUUGAACUCAAAAUUCCUCGCGCCGACGCCACCCCAUAACGCUAUUCGACCAAGUGCCCACACUGUGUCGCCUCCCCCCCGGGCGGCGCCGCGACGCGAGGGUGAUAUUUCGUCCACCCGCAGGAUGAGGAGAGGGGGGUUAGAGAGAUGUCCGAAUUUGGAUCCGGGCGUCCGGGGCUCGGGCGAAGACGGGCAAACUGGCAAACCAAAGCUGGUGUCCGGACAUGGAACUGCAUUCGACCCCCCACUCCCCGAACCUUCAACCCCCCCAUGACAUGAUUGGCAAGCCACCAUCCGGUGUCAUGGCGUUCACCAUGCGUGCAUGUGUGUCUGUGUGUCUGUGCUGCUGCUCGUGCGCAACACGGAUCCCCCACUUGCCGCCUUUCGCGGGGGAUCGGUCGAGGGGGUCGGGGGAUCGGUCGAGGGGGUCGGGGGAUCGGGGAGUCGGGG